Messenger RNA from Papaver somniferum (opium poppy), 1994 nucleotides. Its product is annotated as O-fucosyltransferase 29-like. NCBI's taxonomy places the organism in Eukaryota, Viridiplantae, Streptophyta, Magnoliopsida, Ranunculales, Papaveraceae. Bases 421 to 1776 code for a protein of 451 amino acids. The transcript has 2 exons. The record is from RefSeq and is a predicted model, not a curated record.
UUUUCCUCUUAGGAGAUGCCGACCUUCUGAAUCAAUUGAGUUCAGAGAUUGAUUAGGGUUUUAUGUUAUGACUUGAUUACUAUGAGAUCUAUUAGAGUUGCAUUUCAUCUCAAUUGGAUGAAAGUUUCCAAACCCAAAAAAUCAUUAAGCGAUCAUAAUAUCAUCACGAACCACAAAAAUGCAUCUGGAGGAGAUUUCAAGAAGAACUGGUGUUGCUGGUGCUGUUGCUGUUGCUGCAGUGGGAGAAUCCAACACCAUAAAAACAAGAAAUCAAUCACAACACCGGCUCAAAUGUGGAAUAAUCGUUCGUUCAUAUGUGGUUUGAUGUUAUUCACUCUUGGUCUUAUAUCUCUUUUCACUGGCCAUGUUGCAUCUCAUCUGGACUACUAUUCUAACCGCUUCAUCAAGAUCUGGAAAUGAAUGUUGCAGGAUAAAAUCCGGUAUAGUGCACCGGUUGAUAUAUGGAAAUCGCAAUCUUCGAAGUAUUAUUACGGAUGUAGUAAUAGAGGGUUGAAUUUUGCUCGUGCUGUAACUGAGGGUGAGUCUAAUGGUUACUUGCUUAUUGCAACUAGUGGAGGUCUGAACCAACAAAGGACGGGGAUAACUGACGCGGUUGUCGUUGCCCGGAUUCUUAAUGCGACAUUGGUUGUGCCUCAGCUGGAUCAUCAUUCGUUCUGGAAAGAUGACAGUGAUUUUGAGGAAGUGUUUGAUGUCGACUGGUUUAUAUCUAAUUUGUCGAAGGAUGUCACCACUGUGAAGAGGAUACCUGACAAAGUUAUGAGAUCAAUGGAUAAACCUCCGUACACGAUGCGUGUUCCCAGGAAAUCUGCUCCUGAAUAUUACCUGGAUCAAGUUCUGCCAAUAUUGCUGAGGAGACGUGCGCUGCAGUUGACGAAGUUUGAUUACAGGCUUUCUGGCAGUAUUGAUGAAGAGCUGCAGAAGUUGCGUUGCCGGGUGAAUUAUAAUGCAUUGAGGUUCACAAAACCUAUUGAAGAACUUGGUAUGAAAGUGGUGAAAAAAAUGAAAAAUAUGGCUCAUCGUUUUAUUGCAGUGCAUUUGAGGUUUGAACCUGACAUGCUAGCUUUUUCUGGUUGUUAUUACGGAGGAGGUGACAAGGAGAGAAAUGAGCUGGGAGCAAUCAGGAAGCGUUGGGCGACACUACCUGAGUUGAGCCCUGAGGGAGAGCGGAAGCGGGGAAGAUGUCCUCUCACUCCUCAUGAAGUGGGUUUUAUGUUGAGAGCACUUGGUUUCAAAAAUGAUUCGUAUCUUUAUGUUGCGUCAGGAGAAAUAUAUGGUGGAGACGAGACUCUGCAACCUCUUCGAGAGCUGUUCCCAAAUUUUUAUACAAAGGAGAUGCUUGUAGGUGAAGAUUUGAAACCAUUUUUGCCUUACUCAUCUCGCCUAGCUGCCAUCGACUAUAUUGUCUGUGACAAGAGUGAUGUAUUUGCCACAAAUAAUAAUGGGAAUAUGGCCAAGAUACUUGCAGGUAGAAGAAGGUACAUGGGGCACAAGAGAACUAUCAGGCCGAAUGCAAAGAAACUUAGCUCCAUAUUCAUGGCCAGAGACGAGAUGGAUUGGGAUACAUUUGCCAGGAAAGUAAGAUCAAGCCAGAUAGGGUUUCUUGGGGAGCCUGAGGAGAUGAGACCAGGAAGGGGUGAGUUUCAUGAAUUCCCAUCAUCGUGUGUCUGCGAAAAAGAUAACAGCAAAAAUGAUCCUGUUCAAUCCAAUUAUCUCAAUACCUCACAAGAAUGGAGAGAAUGGAGGCGGCGGGGAUAAGAAAAUCCAAGAAAAAGAGUGCAAUUGAUAGAUGUAAUGGCAAAGGGAUUGGAGAAAAAAAACUAAGAAAUCUUCCCAGGGGCAUUUGCCCCAUAUGAAAAUCAGAAGAAAAAGUUGUAAAACAAUGCUUCAAUUGGUAUUAUUGUUGGUUUGUCACCAAUAAUCCUUACAAGAACAUGAUCCUUCUUUGAAACAAUGGAAUCUGUUAUUAUCUCUAA